AUGUCAUCUAGAGCUCUAAUUCUACGCUCAUUGCGAGCAACUCGCAGCAGCCCCAGGGCUGUGAAGCCCUUGCUCACAUGCGCUGCUCGGCGAUGGGGCAGCUCCAUCUCACAAAGACCGGGCUCGGAUCGUGUGCUCUUCCCCGGCGCUGUUAACAGCAAGUUUACCACCGAAAUGACGUUCCUCAAAGCCUCCGAUCUGCCCGCAAUCCCCACAUAUCGAGUAAUCGACUCCGAUGGCGAGUUGGUUGAUAAAUCACGAGGUCCCCCUGAUGUUUCGGAUGAAGAGGUUUUGACAUGGUAUAAGAAUAUGUUGAAUGUGAGCAUCAUGGAUGUGGUCAUGUUUGAGGCACAACGCCAGGGGCGAUUGAGCUUCUAUAUGGUUUCAGCUGGUGAGGAAGGUAUUGCAGUCGGUUCUGCCGCGGCUCUCACCCCGGAUGAUGUUGUGUUCGCUCAAUACCGUGAAGCUGGUGUCUUCCAGCAACGAGGAUUUACUUUGAAGAACUUCAUGGGCCAGCUAUUUGCCAAUUGCAAUGACACGGGCAAGGGUCGCAACAUGCCAGUUCACUAUGGACAGAAUUACCCUCGCAUGCACACUAUUUCAUCACCCUUAGCGACUCAAAUCCCGCAAGCCGCCGGUGCCGCUUACGCCCUGAAGAUGCAAGAUCUUCAAGAUCCCAACCGAGAGCGUCGUAUAGUUGCUUGCUAUUUCGGUGAGGGUGCAGCCAGUGAGGGUGAUUUCCACGCGGCACUCAAUAUUGCCGCCACACGAUCAUGCCCUGUUGUAUUCAUCUGCCGGAACAACGGAUUCGCCAUCUCUACUCCAACACUUGAACAGUACCGCGGUGAUGGAAUUGCCAGCCGCGGUGUUGGUUAUGGUAUUGACACAAUCCGAGUGGACGGUAAUGACGUCUUCGCCGUCAAUGAGGCCAUGAAGGAAGCCCGGCGACGUGCAUUGAGCGAUGGUGGACGGCCCGUUUUGAUUGAGGCGAUGAGCUACCGUGUUUCACACCACAGCACGAGUGACGACAGCUUUGCAUACCGUGCUCGAGUUGAGGUUGAGGACUGGAAGCGCCGCGACAACCCGAUUAUCCGUCUCCGUAAGUGGCUCGAGAAUAAGGGACUAUGGAACGAGGACAUGGAGCAAGAAACUCGGGAUUCCAUGCGUAAAGCUGUUCUGAAAGAGUUCAGUGAGGCCGAGCAGGAAAAGAAGCCACCUCUUCGGGAAGCCUUCACAGAUGUGUAUGAGGAGCUGACAGAGGAGGCUCAGUCUCAGAUGAAAGAGCUGAAGCGAAUUCUGGAAACAUAUCCGGACGAGUAUGAUCUACGGCCAUACAAGGAUGGGGCAAAGGGACUGGACUAG
Molecule: messenger RNA, 1362 nt
Organism: Penicillium subrubescens
Lineage: Eukaryota; Fungi; Ascomycota; Eurotiomycetes; Eurotiales; Aspergillaceae
Product: thiamine pyrophosphate-dependent dehydrogenase E1 component subunit alpha
Exons: 5
Coding region: 1-1362 (453 amino acids)
Biological process (GO): branched-chain amino acid catabolic process
Molecular function (GO): oxidoreductase activity, acting on the aldehyde or oxo group of donors, disulfide as acceptor
Source: RefSeq, a predicted model, not a curated record